AUUCAGGAGUCCAUAAAUCUAUCUCCAAAGAAAAAAAAGGGUCCUUUCUCUGCUAGCUUCUAAUUUGCUAUCACUUCACACUUCCCACUUCCAUUCUGAGACUCUUAUCCACUGAGUAGUGAAUACCAUGAAAGCAAUCCAAUUCCGUACGCCUAGGUUGUACUAUGACACAUUUCAUCCCACAAUCCACUUCCAGAUACCAUCAUCAUCAUUAUCACUCCCUAAACCAAUGAUCUCCCGCUGCAGCAUAGUCCAGUCUCACCACCCCAAUUUCACAAUCUCAUACCUAAUUGACUCAUGUGGUCUCUCUCCAGACACAGCUGCUCUUACUUCCCAAAAGCUUCACCUUCCUUCUGCUGAAAGACCAGACUCUGUUCUCACCCUUCUCAGGGAGCAUGGUUUCACAGAUACCCAGAUUUCAAACCUCAUCAGAAAACGCCCAUUGCUCCUCUUAGCAAACCCAGAUAUCCUCUUGCCAAAGUUUCAAUUUUUCCUCUCCAUUGGGAUUUCCAAUACCAACCUCGCAAGAACCCUAACCGCUGACCCAACCCUUUUGACUCGGAGCUUGGAGAAACAGAUCAUACCCUCUUACAAUUUCCUUAAGAGUGUGUUGAUUUCUGAUGAAAAGGUUGCAGCUUCAUUGAAGCGCACAUCUUGGGUCUUCCUUGAGGAUCACAAGAAGAAUCUCGUACCAAACCUCAAUCUCCUAAAAGAGAUGGAUGUUCCUGAAUCAUGUGUUACGCUGUUGCUGACUCAUUUCCCGGAGGCAUUGAUGCAGAAAAAGGAAAACUUUGCAAAGCUUUCUAAGGAGAUUAAAGAAAUGGGGUUUAAUCCAAAAAAGACAACUUUUGUGUUGGCCAUUCAUGUGCUCUCAGGUGAGGGUAACAAAUCCAUAUAUAACCGCUGUUACGAGGUUUAUAAGAGGUGGAGUUGGUCAGAUGAUGACAUCCUUACGGCAUUCAAGAAGCACCCACAUUGUAUGAUACUUUCAGAGGAUAAGAUAAUGAAGACAAUGGAUUACUUGGUGAAUAAGAUGGGUUGGCCUUCAGGGAUGAUUGUUAGGUGCCCAGUGGUGUUGUUUUUCAGCUUGGAGAAGAGGAUUAAACCUAGGUGCUCUGUUGCUAAGGUUUUGUUGAUGAAGGGAUUGAUUAAGAGGAAGUUGAGCUUGUCCACUUUGCUGUUGCCUGAUGAGGACAGUUUCUUGGAGAAGUAUGUGAUCAAGUAUGAGCUGCAGGUGCCUCAGUUGUGGAGUGUGUAUCAGAAAAAGUUGGAUUUUAUGAGUGUGAUUUGAUUUGAGUUUGCAGAUAGCUAUUGCCCGUAUUCUAAUCUUGUCUUAAAUUUUUACAUGAUUAAUAGAAGUUUACAUAAUGUGGCCUUGCCUAUUUUUUUUUUUGGCA
This is a messenger RNA of Arachis stenosperma, 1397 nucleotides long. Its product is annotated as transcription termination factor MTERF9, chloroplastic. Gene Ontology annotation, cellular component: chloroplast. The record is from RefSeq and is a predicted model, not a curated record. Bases 128 to 1291 code for a protein of 387 amino acids. Gene Ontology annotation, molecular function: double-stranded DNA binding. Lineage: Eukaryota; Viridiplantae; Streptophyta; Magnoliopsida; Fabales; Fabaceae. The transcript has a single exon. Gene Ontology annotation, biological process: regulation of DNA-templated transcription; chloroplast organization.